AUGUCAUGGUUUUGCUGUCCUUAGGAGUUUUUUAUUUUUUAUUUUUAUACUAUAGUAUAUUAAGUGGUAUUCUGACGCGUACAGUCAAACAUUCACAAAUACACUAAGCUAUUUUUGAACCUAAGGGCAUUCACAAUAAUAAUUAAAAAAGCAAAGCGUGUACCAUCAAUACAAAAUUAGAAAUAAAAAGGGGUUUAUUUACAAACUAGCAGCAACUGCGAUGGCUGAAGGAGAACCAUCGUGUACCGAGGAGGGCACCGAAUUUUCAGAGUUCCGGUGUCCGGGUUGGAGCGAGUCUCAGCUCCGCAAGUACACUUUCCAGACCCGGCCAAUACCCAGGCUCUCCCAUACCGACCCCAGGGCUGAGAUGCUUAUAGACAAUGAGGAACCGGUUGUGUUAACAGACACCAACCUCGUCUAUCCAGCACUCAAAUGGGACACAGACUUCUUGCAAGAAAGCAUAGGAGAUGGAGACUUUUCAGUGUACAUUGCCCAAACUCACAAGUUCUUGUACUACGAUGAAAAAAAAAUGGCAAACGUUGAAAACUUUACACCAAAGUCAAGGCGAGUGGAAAUGAAAUUCAGUGAAUUUGUGGACAAGAUGCAUGAGACUGAAGAAACUGGUGGAGAGGAAAGGUUAUAUUUGCAGCAAACACUGAACGACACAGUAGGGCGGAAAAUUGUGGUGGAUUUUCUGGGAUUUAACUGGAAAUGGAUUAACAAACAGCAAGCCAAACGGAACUGGGGGCCGCUGACAUCCAACCUGCUUCUCAUUGGCAUGGAAGGGAAUGUGACCCCAGCACACUAUGAUGAACAACAGAACUUUUUUGCUCAAAUAAAAGGUUACAAACGAUGUAUACUCUUUCCACCAGAUCAGUUUGAAUGUCUCUAUCCAUUCCCAGUGCAUCAUCCAUGUGAUCGACAAAGUCAGGUUGAUUUUGAAAAUCCUGACUAUGAGAAGUUUCCUAAUUUCAAACAUGUCGUGGGUUAUGAAACAGUGGUGGGUCCAGGAGAUGUGCUUUACAUCCCGAUGUACUGGUGGCAUCACAUUGAAUCCUUACUAAAUGGAGGCAUUACUAUCACAGUUAACUUUUGGUACAAGGGAGCACCCACACCAAAGAGGAUAGAGUACCCUCUGAAAGCUCAUCAAAAGGUGGCUAUCAUGAGGAAUAUAGAGAAGAUGCUGGGAGAAGCUCUUGGGGAGCCACAAGAGGUGGGUCCUUUACUAAACAUGAUGGUCAAAGGGCGGUACGACCAGGCCUUCAGUUAGUGCUUACUGGAGGACACUUUGACAAUGUGUAGCUGCUGGAGGGAAUGCAGCCAGCAGCACAUGUGUGCGCAAACUGUAAGCUAGUUCUGCACGGCCGCACUCAAACACCUACUGUAGGAAAGCUUCUUCCACUUUGCUUUGUCCAUCUGCCAGUGAUGUUACUGUGGAUCCAACCCGUAUCUCUAUCUACACAGAAACAAAAUAGCUGUCAUCAAGGAGAUUUCAUACAUGAACAUUGAUGUGCUCCAGUGUGGAAACUUAUAGUUGCCUGGUAACCAAUGUUGCUGAACUUGGAAUUGGACUGGUGGCCUAUGGGAUUGUCUCAAAGCAGUUGCUUUGUGCAAAAGCUCAGCUUGUUGUGGGAAAUCAAUAAGUAAAGUAAUACGUUUGUUUUUUAUGAAGCAUACAUUUUAACAUAGGUUAUCUGAUGCAUAAUUAGCCAUACAACAUAAAGAACGGUUGUUUCUACAUUUGGUUAUUGGAGCUGGUGUGACAGAAACCUAUUUUCAGGUUCUGUUUUAUUCAUUAGCUAGGUAUACAAGCACUUCAAGCCAAAUUAAACACUUGGCAGAUGUUGAACCAAUUGCCUCAAAGACCAAAAAAUAAAUCCUGGGUCAUGUUGUGGGGAAGAGAACUGUGGUUGUUAGGUUAAUGUGAUUUAGAUACCAUACCAAAUCCUGUUAGUUUUUAUCAGUUUUUCAGACAACAUGCUGAAAGUAAAUUCUUGCAGAGAUUUUUCAUCUGUAUGUGAAUCUGGUUUAAUUAUUUAUUUAGUUUUUUUGAGCCCACAAAAACCUUACAGUGUAUAUAUUUGCUGAGACAGCUUCAUUUUGUAUUGCAACUUUGUGUAUGAGCUAGACUUUCUUUGCUUAGCAUUGUUACCCUCACUUACCUGUACUUCUCAACACCCUACUAGCACCAAAGCUUAAAUAAGCACUUAAAUAAUCACUUGUGUACAUGAUGUAGUUCUGACAACAUAGACAACUUUUUUAAAAGUGGACCUGUGUGGGGCUAUCAAACUUAGAAACAGUAUCCUCUUUUAAUGAGAAAAAAGCUUCCAAACCAAAUACAGGAUAAAUAUGGUUUAAUACAAAUUACUGUGCAUUUUGUUAGAUACUAUCAGUUCAGUUAUUGGCAGCAUUUCCAGUUUAAGGCUGAAUUGCAUGCAAAACCUCAGUUGGUUUGAACAGCUGUCGGUUAUAUUCUUCUCUACAGCAUGAUCUCUAUGGGAGGUUUUCCAAUCAGUAUGUACUAUGGUGAUCAUAGAUUUAGAAGUGGUGAACACACCAGCCAUAACUCAAAUCCACAUUUCAAGCACUUGCCAGUUGGAUUGGUAUAUAACACUGGGCAUGAGAGUAGUGUCUGUUCUGUCAACUUCUCGACCUCUCUCCUCUGCAUGUAUGACUGAUUAGAUUGACAGCCCUGCAUGUUGGAAGUGUCCACAAAGAAGUGAUUGCAAGAUAAUAACAGUGAGCUUCCCAGGCUUCCCAGGCUUAACAAUCCCAGGAUUGUUAAUUUCCCAUUAGAAAUUAGUUGACUGCCUAAUAGAUGCAAUUGAAAAUUAAUACAAAGUCACAAUUGAUAUAAGCUCAUUUGUAUUGAAUUGAGUCUUUUUGAUCAAUUUCAUAUACAAUAAUUGUCAUAACGAGGCUAUAUGAUUUAAAAAUAGUGAAUGUAUAAUAAGUCUGGUGUUCGGUAGACUGCUGGGGCUGGCUGGGGAAGGUUUGAGAAAAUAUUCCAAUAUGUUUGAGUUAAACCAAGGUAUGGGAAUUGUACAUAUUUUAUUUACAUGUGUAACUGUGUCAAAUACAGUAUUUGAGGAGUUAACAAAACAGCAUUUGCGUGUUCAAAGAUUGAAAGAACAUACUGCUAACUUUUGUUUGUUUAUUUUUCAUAUCUAAGAUGUGUACAAUUGCUGAUUAAUAAAUCUUUGAUUUAUUUUUUUUGUUACUUAGUGUUUUUGUAACUUUGAUACCCUGUCAUAAUGCAUAUUGCUAAUGACCUGACGAGAGAUGAUAGUUGAUUUUUAAUAAAAACUCUGCUCUGUU
Acipenser ruthenus (sterlet) is the source of this 3318-nucleotide messenger RNA. RefSeq names its product hypoxia-inducible factor 1-alpha inhibitor. The coding region runs from base 221 to 1270 and encodes 349 amino acids. The transcript is spliced from 9 exons. Gene Ontology annotation, molecular function: [protein]-asparagine 3-dioxygenase activity; ankyrin repeat binding; peptidyl-histidine dioxygenase activity. Gene Ontology annotation, biological process: negative regulation of Notch signaling pathway; peptidyl-aspartic acid hydroxylation. NCBI's taxonomy places the organism in Eukaryota, Metazoa, Chordata, Actinopteri, Acipenseriformes, Acipenseridae. Gene Ontology annotation, cellular component: cytoplasm; nucleus. The record is from RefSeq and is a predicted model, not a curated record.